AUGACAUCCUCCAACACCCUUCUAGAACCAAUAGCUGUUAUACGUAUAGCAUGUGAAUUUGAAGGUGAUAUUCAUUCACCAAAUGAUUUAUGGCAUAUAUUAAAAGAAAGUCGUGAUAUUGGUAGUGCAACACUAAUUGAUCGAUUUGAUCCUGAAUCAUUUACUGCUCAUAUGACUAAUAUGGAUAAUAAUGAACAACUUCAUCAAAUACUUCUUCGUGAUGAUGCUGAACCAGCCAAUAUUGAUCCAUAUCAUAGAUCACCUAUAUUAAAAUUUAUUGAUUUACUUGAUGGUGCUGGAUAUAGUGUUAAAAAAAUGAGUGAUACAAAAACGUCAGUACAUAUUGGAUAA
Molecule: messenger RNA, 351 nt
Organism: Adineta steineri
Lineage: Eukaryota; Metazoa; Rotifera; Eurotatoria; Adinetida; Adinetidae
Source: the annotation of a GenBank genome assembly